This is a messenger RNA of Paramisgurnus dabryanus, 1532 nucleotides long. RefSeq names its product nodal-related 2 (gene ndr2). Lineage: Eukaryota; Metazoa; Chordata; Actinopteri; Cypriniformes; Cobitidae. The record is from RefSeq and is a predicted model, not a curated record. Gene Ontology annotation, cellular component: extracellular region. Gene Ontology annotation, molecular function: growth factor activity; cytokine activity.
GUCCAUCAUGCAUGUGCUCGGAGCUUUGCGCCUGGCCUGCUACCAACUUUUGCUUCUUGGUGUAUUUGGAAAGUACAAUAGUAACAAUCAUCUCCAUGGCACAAGGACUCUAUCAGCGCAUUUAUCCAGACCGGACCGAACCCACCGAGCGAACCAUCGUUUGCCCACCUACAUGAUGCAGCUCUAUCGGAAUUUCAAGAUGAACCAGACGCGCCCUGUGGAUUAUAUGGACCACGAGCAUGCGGACACAAUCCGGAGCAUCCUCUCAAAAAGUUUGUCCAGUGAAGGCAGACACUACGUCACAUACUUUGACCUUUCGUCUGUGCUAUCAGAACGUCAGAUACAAGGUGCCGAGCUGAGGAUUCGUAUUCCCAGAGAUACAAACCAAAUUAACAUCACGGUGGAAAUCAGACACCAGCAGAACGUCCCAUGCCACCAGCAUGUCUGCCUCCAAAACCAAUCGUUGGGCCUGCUCACAGAAAAAUCUCUCAUGGGCUCAUCUCAUCACUGGAGCGUCUACAACGUCACAGACCUGCUUCUGGACUGGAUUAGCACAAAACUCUCUGAGACCAAGCCCCUGAAGAUCAAAAGAGCCGUACGGUCCAGCAGAUACGCUCUUCAGAAUGGGCCGAAAUACACGGAGGGUGUCCACCACAGAGCCAUGCUGCUUAUAUUCUCGCACACCUCUUCAGAUCAGGGAACGCAGGACAAGGCGAGUCUACUUCACACGGCUGAAAAGUCCAAGUUUUUAUUUAACACCGAAGGAAAAGAGGUGCGUAGAGAAAGACCGCACAAAAGCAAGAGGGGCAGGAGAGGUCAGCCCAUGAGGAACCCAGAGCUGGUCAAAAACCAGGAAGAUAAAAGCUUGCAGUGUAAAAAAGUCGACAUGCACGUGGAUUUUAAUCAGAUUGGAUGGGGUUCCUGGAUCGUUUUCCCCAAGAAGUACAACGCUUACCGCUGUGAAGGCAGCUGUCCGAACCCUCUAGGUGAGGAGCUUCACCCCACCAAUCAUGCUUACAUGCAGAGUUUGUUAAAGUACUAUCAUCCUAACAGAGUCCCAUCGGCCUGCUGCGCACCAACAAAGAUGAGCCCCCUCAGCAUGUUAUAUUAUGAAAAUGGAGAACUGAUCCUGCGACACCAUGAAGACAUGGUCGUGGAAGAGUGUGGCUGCAUCUGAUGAACUCGUGGGUUUCCUCAACACCUCUGAAGGAGGUUGAAGUGUACUUUUGAAAGCCCCCGUCUUAGCAAGAACAGUACUGUACGAGACUCGGUCGGCAUCAAGCGAGGGCUGUUUUGUUGGUCAGGUGGUUUUCUCCGUGUAAUUGCCAAAUUGCCUGUCCUGAGAACAUCCUGAAAGCCCACGGGCAACAGGAAGCACAGCCUGCAUGAGCAGAGGAUAAUCAUUAUCCAGACAACAGUUCCAAACAUUUAUGGACCUUGAAAAGAAGCGGUUAAAAGUGAAUAGAAAAUAAUAAUAUCUUAGUUUAAAUGGAUUUCAAGCACUGUCUAUGUAUUUACAAUUACACCGUGUG